UGAGCACUGAGUUCCAUCCAUGUGCCGCUUGAUAUUUUUAGCAGUUUGAUUGUCCGUUUUGAGGCGUCAUGUGCUGCCGCUUAUUUGAUUCUUUCCUCCAUGCGUUGCUUAUCUUGACGCGUACCAUGCUUUGUUUAUCUCCAUGCAUCGGUCUCCGCGAUGUUAGAUAGAUUCUACUCUUCCAUACUCAGAUCAUCUGAGCACGGAUUCAGUCAAUGUGCAUGCACCGGUUUUACUACUACCUUCCCCUUGACGCCAAAGCUGUUCUCCUAUCUCGCCUUCAUCCGGUUACUGUUCUGCUCCCUCGCAAAGUUUUGAGCAGAGUUAACCUGUGUUCGAACCUCCCUUCAUCAAUGGACUGGAACUGGAGGCAGCACUGCUGAUUGAUUGCUCUGUGCUCAGGGAGAUUAAACAGAGGCUCUCAACAGCUGCAGGCCUGCAGCUACAGGAGCACCAAUAUCGCAUGCUCGUUACAGUAUACUACUGUACCUUAGAUAAACAUAACCAAUCACGCUAAUUUCGCCCCGUGACAUGUUAACCAUUCGUGUGGGCGGCCAUAAACUACGCUUCCACCCUUACACACCACCACCUAUCUUGCCGGAGGCAGCCAGGAAGCGACCAAAAUUUUCAAAAUCGGGGGCGCACCGCACUGCACGCAUGUGACCGUGACUGCUUGCAGAUGGCUCCAUUUUCUUGAUGAAAUGCAGAUGGCGCCAUGGGCAACGCCUGUCCGGUUCUUGAGCCCGGCGCAAAGCGGCCAAAGGAGCCGCAGUGCGGCGCUGGUCCACCUGUCUCCCCUCGCUAACCCGCAUCUGUAAAGCCUCGCCCCCGUGCUUGCAUAUCACGGGGGAUCAUUAGGUUAUUAAGCUAAUGCGCCUCCCCUUUCCCGGCUCCUGCCUGCCUCUCCCUCGCUCUCUCUGUCUCUCUCGCUCGCUCGCUCGCCCGGUUGCUCCCCAUUCACUUCUUGUCGGUCGCCUUUGCCGCUUUCGGCCGGCCUCGGAUUCUUUGUUUCCCCAUUGCUUCUCGCGGCUUCUCCUCUCUGCAUCUGGUUCACUUCGCUCGAGCUGAAGUGUUUUGAGCCGUUGAAUCCGGAGCGGUUCUUGAGCUUUGCUUUCUGGUCAGAACUUUUCUCCCCUGCGUUUGGGAUGAAGGGGGGCACUGGAAUCCUGCGCCUCCUCCUCUAGUCAUGCUGUACUUGAGCAAGAUGCAUUUUCUGAGGUUAUAUUCGAGCAGUACAGCCGUGAGGAAUGGCUCCGUGGAACACCCUGCCCGCGGGUCUCCCCUCGGAGCAAGCAAGACGGGCCGGCCGACGAGGCUGGCCGGCCUGGACUCCGGCGUCGACGCGGCGGCCACCAAGUCGCCCACCGGCCGGAGCCCCAAGGUGGAGCGCCGCACCACCAUGAGCGCCGAAAGAGAGAAAAGGAGGUCGCCCAUGAAGCUGUCGGAGCUCGAGUCCCAGCUCUCGCAGCUGCAGGACGAGCUCAAGAAGGCCAAGGAGCAGCUCCAUUCCUCGGAGAACUCCAGGAAGCGGGCCCUGCAGGAGGCCGAGGAGGCCAGGGCGCAGGCGGCGGAGGCGUCCGCGCAGGCCAGCGACUCGCGGGGGCAGCUCGCCGAGCUCUCCUCGGUGGAGCAGACCCGCAUCUUCGAGCUCCGCCGGCUCUCCCAGGAGCGCGAUCGCUCGUGGCAGUCGGAGCUGGAGGCCAUGCAGAAGCAGCACGAGGCGGACUCGGCCGCGCUCGUCGCCGCCAUGGGCGAGGUGCACCGCCUCCGCGUGCAGCUCGCCGCGGCCGCCCGCGCCGACCGCAAGCAGGAGGUGGCGGAGGCGCUGGCGACCGUUGACGAGCUUAAGGCCAAGCUCUCCGCGAGCGAGGAGGCCGAGGCGCGGGCGCGAGCGUUGCACGAGGAGUGCAAGCAGCAGCUGGAGGCGAGCCGGGCCACCAUCGACUCGCUGCUCACCGACGGCUCCAAGCUGAUGGACUCCUUCAGCCUCGUCGUCACGGAGCUCGAGGAGUCGCGCGCGAAGCUCAAGGCCCUCGAGGAGGAGGUGGCGGAGACGACGUCGGCGAAGGCCGCCGCCGCCGCCGGCCAGAGCUGCAACUGCUCGGACUCGGAGGCCGCCGAGCUGAGGUCGGCGCUGGAGGACGUGGAGGCCAGGUUCCAGGAAGAGAAGAUCCUGAGCACCGUCGAGACGCAAUGCGCGUACGAGCUCAUGGACCAGAUCAAGGUCGAGUCCGACCUGCGGCAUGGCAAGCUCGCCGCCGCGCUCGCGAGCGCCAAGUCCGAGGUCAUGUUCCUCAAGGCGAGCCUGUUCGACAGGGAGUCCGAGCUGCGGCGCGCCCAUGACGCGACCAAGAAGCUGCAGGACGACGCGAGAACGAACAGCACGGCGGACGAGCUGAAGGCGCAGCUGCAAGGCGCGCUGCAGGAGAACGGGCAGCUGAAGCUCGAGCUGCGGCAGUACGAGUCCGAGAAGGUCCCCGAGAAGUCGGACGCCGACGCGGCGGCGGAGGCGGCGAAGAAGGGGGAGACGGAGGCCGAGCUGAGGCGGCUGAGGGUGCAGGCCGAGCAGUGGCGGAAGGCCGCCGAGACCGCCAUGGCGUUGCUCACCGUGGGCAAGGGCGGCAACGGGAAGAUCUUGGACCGCGGCGAGUCGCUGGACGGCGGCAAGUACGCGGGCCUGUACGACGAGCUCGACGACGACGCGGCGGCGGCCAGGAAGAACGGCAACGUGCUCCGGAGGAUCAGUGGAAUGUGGAAGAAAUGAGGCUGAUCGGCCGAUCAACUGAUGUCAAGUAGUGGCGUGGCUCGAUCGUAGGGAUCGAGCUGUUCAUUUUUUCCCUCGCUUGUAAAAUUGUUUUGCCGGUUCUCGUGGUGUAAAAACAUAGGUGUGAUUGUACUGAACGUGCUCAUAGAUGUAUCAUACGCGGUAUAUGAUGAAUUGAAUCAGUUCAUCCUUUGAUCGUAA
Triticum dicoccoides is the source of this 2965-nucleotide messenger RNA. RefSeq names its product interactor of constitutive active ROPs 2, chloroplastic-like. The record is from RefSeq and is a predicted model, not a curated record. The transcript has 3 exons. The coding region runs from base 1187 to 2764 and encodes 525 amino acids. Lineage: Eukaryota; Viridiplantae; Streptophyta; Magnoliopsida; Poales; Poaceae.